Molecule: messenger RNA, 2415 nt
Organism: Uloborus diversus
Lineage: Eukaryota; Metazoa; Arthropoda; Arachnida; Araneae; Uloboridae
Gene: Axud1
Product: cysteine/serine-rich nuclear protein 3-like
Exons: 4
Coding region: 108-1964 (618 amino acids)
Biological process (GO): regulation of transcription by RNA polymerase II
Cellular component (GO): nucleus
Molecular function (GO): sequence-specific DNA binding; DNA-binding transcription factor activity, RNA polymerase II-specific
Source: RefSeq, a predicted model, not a curated record
GUAUAACAAACAUGGUUCCAGUAAUUAUGUUCUGACUUGGUUUCUUAAGAACGGCUAAUCAAAUCCAUCUGUAGUUGCUAUUGAGCAUUGAAUGAAUUUCUGACGCCAUGCCAAAGCACAAGUUAGAAGAAUGUUCUGCCACUGAUACAAGUGAUGCAUAUGCGGAGGAAUGUGGCCUAGACAGCUUUCCUAGCAGCAGUGAUGUUGACAGAGAUGAUACAAGUAACAGUAGCAUUAAAUCGGAAGUCAGUUCUGAAGUUCCUACAACCAGCACAAGUCAGGCUGCUGAAGAAACAUCUGAUGGAGAUGAGCCUCCCAAAAAGAAACCAAAGAAGAAAUCUGUUUGUUUUGCUAAUGUUACAGUUUAUUACUUUCCUCGAACUCAAGGAUUUACAUGUGUGCCUAGUCAAGGCGGCUCCACUCUUGGAAUGGAUCAGAAGCACAGCCAAAUGAAAAUGUUUUCCAUUCUUGAACAUGCAGAAGAGCAAAAGAGAGUUCACAAGGAGUUAAUAAAUCAUCAACGUCGUUUAGCAAAGUAUCAGUCAUCAACAUCUGAUUCGGAUGACAGCGAAGAUAUAAGUGACGUUUCGGAUUCAGAACUAGAAGCAGAUAGUUGCUAUUUCCUUCAGCCAGUUCCUAUACGGCAAAGAAGAGCUCUGUUACGCGCAUCGGGUGUGCAGAAAAUAGAUUCUCUGGAAAAAGAGGAAUGUCGAGACAUAAGGUCGUCACGUGAGUUCUGUGGUUGUGAAUGCAAGAUAUACUGUGAUCCAGAUUCUUGUACUUGUAGUCAGGCUGACAUUAAAUGUCAGGUUGAUCGUUUCUCUUUUCCUUGCGGCUGUAGUCGGGAUGGUUGUGGGAACAAUGCAGGACGCAUCGAGUUUAACCCACUUAGAGUACGUACUCAUUUCAUUCAUACUUUAAUGAGACUCGAGUUGGAGAAGAAACAGGAACAGCAGUUGGCUGUUAAAUCCGAGUCUAGCAAUUUUUCCAUUUCAUCUCUUUCAUCAUGCGAUACAUGUAGUUCACUUUCGCCAACAUCUACAGCAUUUACCUCAUGUGUUCCAUCUCCGUCGUAUUUAACAAUGAAUUCUACCUCUGCCGUUGAAACUAAUAGUUGUAUUGUUAGUAAUCCUCUCAAGGAACAAGUUUCUGCAUUUAUGGCUAUCAGCGAGUCUGAGAAAAAGACUCCUGAAAUAUACUCAUCACCUUUUAGCCCCCAAGAAAGUUCUUACUCUGAAAAUUCCGACUAUUCGAGCGAUGACGUUGAUUCGGAUGUCGAAACUUCAUCCAGUAAUUCGCCUCUUCAGCGAUCACUUCAGCCAUCUUUAACUGAUAGUGUUACUCAAACUAAUGAUGACGCAUCUAAAUUUUUAAGCCAUUUUAACAAACCUGGUACGACUAACAGUGACUUGACUAUGCGGUGUUAUUAUUCCGGGGAUAGUAAUUUUUCACCAUUGGUACAACAAGAUAAUCAUUUUUGUAAUCGUAGUUCUGGAGCACAAUUUUCUAACGGACAUUCAUUGAAUUCUUUAGAUCAGACUGAUUUUCGUGAUUCCCUUCCUAGGCAAGAUGGUUUUGCAGAGCAGCAUGUGCAUUCUAAUUUGAAAGAACAGGCACAUGAUUAUGACCGCCAAUCAGUUGAAAAUAAACCUGUAGACGUUGUUAACGAAGAAGAACAUUCUUAUACUGACUUAAGUUCCGUUAUACCUGGGACCAAAAUGGAGCUUUUCAAUGGACUUCUCAGUUCUAAAGUUCAGGAUGUUACUGCCAUAAAGCCUGUCAACUUGGAAUCUGAAAAGGUUUUUAAUAACCUUAAUGGUUUAGAAACAUGUCCGCUUACUUUAGGAAGAGACGCUCAAAAAUGCUGUAUUUCUAAUCGCAUUGAAAAUGAAAGAAGUGAUGAACCAGGUGAAAAUCUAGGAGAAAUUAUAAAGAAAACAAUUGUUGAGACUGUUUCUGCAUGAUGGUAAAUCGUAUUAGCUCCUUGAACUCUUAUAAAACAAAAUGUAUUAAUUUAUUUUUUGACUUGUUAUUUUUAUUUUUUUUAUUUAAAUUAAAGGAGCACACAAUUUAUACAUAUACAUAUUUAAGAUUUAACACCAAUAGCAAAACAUUUAUGGUUCAAAACAUAAGUUAUUUUAAAAGAUAAAUAAAAAAAAAAAAAAAACUAUGCAUACUGUUAGUUACCUCUUACAAAUGUUAGCAAAAUGGGUUGGGGGUUUACAAGGGCCCCUGUUUAGUGAAUUAUAGCUUAACAUUUUGAGCUGUUAAACUGAAGUAAAAAAAUUAAAUAAAUAAUGAGAACAAUUAGAAAUCAUUCUGCUUCAAGUUAAAUUCUAAAUUCAGAGAGAUGUAUGCCUACAUCAUACUACUAUAAAAAUAGCAGGGUUGGGUUUUUCGCCGGCAAAAAGGUAU